UUAAGGAGAUAUUAAGCGAAAACCCUGACCAAUCAGAGCGCGCGGAUACCGUUGGAGCGGCCGCGGUAGCGAAGGCUACGCGCUGAGCGGCCGCGUCAAUAUCCUUCGAUGCACGUCGAGUCACUUGUUCGCGUACGAGAGCGGCUACCUAGCGCGUAGCCAUCGCUAUCGCGGCCGCUCCAACGGCAUACGCGCGCUCUGAUUGGUCAGUGUUUUCCGUUAAUAUCUCCUCAACGAAGCCUCGGACAACAAUGUCGCUAAGGAAAAAGUUGUUUCAAAUCACCCUCUGAACCACCCUUUUCAAGGACCUCCAACAUUUUUGGGACACCCUGUAUAUAAAUUGCCUUGCAUAUAAAAAUCUAAAUUUAUACACAAGUAAAAAUGCAACAUAUGCGGUAUGUGCAUGCGUUUGUGAUUCCUAGGAAGUAAUUUAAAAGCGAAAUAAUUCCUUUUUAGUCUUUUAGAAAUUCGUGGAUGCGACGAUUCAUGACGAAAAUAAUCCUCAAAUGCUUCCAGAAAAUCGAUCCAAGACUAGUCAAAAUAUCGUAAUGAAGUUAGAGGGAAAAAAGGAUAAACGUACGGCGCAGAGUCUCUAUUGGGCAAGCUUUCCGAUACAUUAUCUCGGUAAACUGUGGGGCCUGAUUCCAGUCAGAUUCGUCACAAACGCUGCACCAGGAAGAUGCCAGGCUCGCUUAAGCACCAUUGACCUUAUCUACAGCUUGUGCGUGCUACUAUUGCUCCUCGGUUUGCAAAUUUGCGGGCUUUGGCGAGAUCUUAAGAACGGAUGGCAGCACAGCACCAGAUUGAGGUCCCGGCAAACGGUGAUCGCGACGUGCAGUGACGUUCUUGGAGUGAUGAGUCUAACCGUGGUCUGCAUCGUUGGCUCGCCUUUUCGCUGGAGAUACCUGCAAGCCGUCAUAAACAAGUUAAUCGAGGUGGACGAAAAAGUUGAUGAGUCGUCGACGAAGAAGUCCCGGAGGUUCACGAUCUAUUUAACGGUGUGCAGUCUUACGUAUCUGUGGUUCAACUCGAUUCUUGAUUUUUAUUCCUGGCAUCGCAAAACGAAAGGGAUGACAGACCUCAAAACGAUACCGGACAAAGGUCCAAUUAACUAUAUGCCCCUCUAUCUUAUGUACACCGUGAUCAUUUUAACGGAGAUUCAAUAUACCGUUUCGACGUACAACGUGGAGCUGAGAUUUAUCAGCCUGAACAACAGCAUCAAGAAGCUAUUCGAAGGCGGAAGCGCAGCCGAUUACUUAAAAAAAUGUGUUCUUGAAACAACAGGACAAACGCAUCUCUUUGGCCAAUCAUAUGCCGGUUAUGCAACGGUAGCAAUAGUUGGUGAUACUCGCAAACAAUCAUCAAGCACCGUGUCGCGCAGACAGUUCGAAUUGGCCAGCUAUCGAAACUUUCGGAAUUUAAACGAGAAUGAAACUUACGUAAACAGUAUAUCGGAGCUGAUCACGGUACAUUCGUCUCUCUGCGACGCAGUUUCUCUUAUAAACAGUGCGUACGGCGUUGUGAUACUGGCCGUUACCGUAACGUGUCUGUUACACCUAGUCAUCACGCCAUAUUUCUUGAUCUUACAAGUAGACGAAAACCACGAAUGGAUAUAUCUGUUGGUACAAUGUAUGUGGUGUAUCUUUCACGUAACCAGAAUGCUGAUAAUCGUUCAACCUAGCUAUUCCACAGUUGCAGAGGGUAAGAAAACGGCGGUUCUCGUUAGUCGGUUACUUUCCUCCAGCUUCGAAGUGGACAGUCGACAACAGUUGGAAAUAUUUUCUCUUCAAUUACUGCAUCGACCUCUUGAAUUUUCAGCAUGCGGACUCUUCUCUUUGGACCGAACACUGAUAACGUCGAUCGCGGGGGUGGUGACAACAUAUCUCGUCAUACUAAUACAGUUCAAAAACGCGGACGAUACGAUGGGUGAAGUGGAUAGAAUAAGAAAUGCGACACAAAUACUCAAGUCUGCAUCGUCGCUCCAGAAUUUAACAGGAUUUAAGUCCAUCAUAUAA
Molecule: messenger RNA, 2015 nt
Organism: Hylaeus anthracinus
Lineage: Eukaryota; Metazoa; Arthropoda; Insecta; Hymenoptera; Colletidae
Product: gustatory receptor for sugar taste 43a-like
Exons: 7
Coding region: 507-2015 (502 amino acids)
Biological process (GO): sensory perception of taste
Cellular component (GO): axon; neuronal cell body; dendrite
Source: RefSeq, a predicted model, not a curated record